UCCCUCCCUUCCCCCCUGCUUCGAUCCGGUCUUUGAGCUCCCCUUUGGCUCCCGCUGUCCCCAUCGGAGCGCCCCUCUCCGCUGUUCACCCGGUGGUAGUGGGAGGCGGGGCUAUGGAGACGGAGUAUUACGGUGGGGAGCAGUCAGAUGAUGGUGGAGCUACACCAGUACAGGAUGAGCGUGAUUCAGGAUCAGACAUGGAAGAUAACGGAAAUGAACAACACUCUGGGUCAGAGAAUGGAAGCAUAGGACAACAUUCAGAGAAUGAACUUAGCGAUGUGGAAGAUGACAGACAAACUAUAGAACAUCCCAUGACAGACUCGGAAAAUGAAGAUACUCCCAGGCAGAAACAUAGUGAUUCAGAAAACGAGGAUGCCACUAAUCAUAAUGCCAGUGACUCAGAGAAUGAAGGGGUUGAUAGAGAGAAAGAUAGUGAUUCUGAUAUUGAGGAUAAUGCUGUUCACCCUGCCAGUGACUCUGAGAAUGAGGAUGCUGUAAAUAAUCAGGCGAGUGAUUCUGAGACAGAGGAGCCUCCCAAGGGCCACGGUAGUGAAUCUGAAAAUGAGGAACCUCCGAAGCACACGGGCAGUGAUUCUGAACAUGAGGGUUUGCACAAAGGGCAUGGAAGUGAUUUAGAAAACGAGGAGCCCCAGAAACAUCCAGCCAGUGACUCAGAAAUUGAGGAGCACCCAAAAAAUCAUGAUACUGAAUCAGAAAAUGAGAUGGUGCAAAAACCUCUUGCCAGUGACUCUGAAAAUGAGGAGCAAAAGGUUCAGUCCAGUGACUCUGAAUCUGAAGAUGCUCUCAGAAAUAAAAAGAAAAUAGAGGUAGGUGACAGUGAUGGAGAAAAUAAGAAAGAAGGGGAACUAGUGAAUAGUGCUCAGCUUUCAGAUGGUGAUCAGUUUGGAAAGAGACUUCAUGGCUUUGACAGUGAAGAAGAAGGAAGUCCCAAAAAACAGAAGAUAGACAGUGAUGAAGAAGAUGGAAAAGAGGAGGAAAAAUUGGCCAAGAGGAAGGCUGUUGUGCUGUCUGAUAGCGAAGAUGAAGAAAGAACACCUGCAAAAAAGGGGCGCGUUAUCUCAGAUGGUGAUGAAUCAGAUAGUGAUGCUGCCACAGGAAAAUAUGAAAAGCAAAAGAAGCAUAUCACUUCUGAUAGUGAGGAAGAUGAUGACAAGGGUGACGAUGGAAAGAAGAAAGAAGAGAAGGAUCUCUUUGGAAGUGAUAGUGAGUCAGGAAAUGAGCAAGAAAACCUCAUUGCAGAUAUAUUCGGAGAAUCUGGAGAUGAGGAAGAAGAGGAAUUUACAGGAUUUAACCAAGAGGAUUUGGAAGAGGAGAAAGCAGAAAGAAAAGAAGUAGCAGAUGAUUCAGACUCUGAUGACAACAUCAAAAGAGGAAAACACAUGGACUUCAUGUCCGAUUUUGAUAUGAUGUUACAACGGAAAAAGAGCAUGAGUGGCAAACGCCGGCGCAAUCGUGAUGGCGGGACAUUCAUUAGUGAUGCUGAUGAUGUAGUCAGCGCAAUGAUCGUUAAGAUGAAUGAAGCAGCAGAGGAGGACAGACAGUUGAAUACACAGAAGAAACCAGCACUAAAGAAAUUAACUUUGCUCCCAACUGUAGUCAUGCAUCUUAAAAAGCAGGACUUGAAGGAAACUUUCAUUGACAGUGGUGUAAUGUCAGCCAUCAAAGAGUGGCUUUCUCCAUUACCAGACCGGAGUCUUCCUGCCCUGAAAAUUCGAGAGGAGCUUCUGAAGAUUCUGCAAGAGUUACCUAGUGUGAGCCAAGAGACCUUAAAACACAGUGGGAUUGGAAGAGCAGUGAUGUAUCUCUAUAAGCACCCUAAGGAGUCACGGCCCAACAAGGACAUGGCAGGAAAACUAAUUAAUGAAUGGUCCCGGCCUAUUUUUGGUUUAACAUCAAACUAUAAGGGAAUGACCAGAGAAGAAAGAGAACAGAGAGAUCUGGAGCAGAUGCCUCAGCGAAGGCGAUUGAGCAGCUCUGGUGGUCAGACACCCCGCAGGGACUUGGAGAAAGUGUUAACAGGAGAGGAAAAAGCUCUCAGACCUGGUGAUCCAGGAUUCUGUGCUCGUGCCAGAGUUCCAAUGCCCUCCAACAAGGAUUAUGUAGUGAGGCCAAAGUGGAAUGUGGAAAUGGAGUCCUCUCGGUUCCAGGCAAGUUCAAAGAAAGGGGUCAGUCGCCUGGACAAACAGAUGCGGAAGUUCACAGACAUCAGGAAAAAAAGCAGAACGUCCCAUGCUGUGAAAAUCAGCAUUGAAGGCAAUAAAAUGCCAUUGUGACCCUCCCCAGAACCACCUUUGAUGUCUCCUGUAUAGACUUUCAGAAGAUGUCUGCAUUUUUAAAACAGACUUUGGGUUUUUUAAGCGCGUCUUCAAAUUGUUGGUUCAGCUCAUUGUAAUACAUGUUGAUUGAGGGUUAUGAACCCUGGGACGUGGUUCAUUAUGGUUUUAUUUAACCCUGACCUCUUGUCCCCUUUGUACAGAUAAAGCCUUGUAUUGCUGCAAAUACCAUACAUUAAAAUCUGUUUCUGA
Messenger RNA from Candoia aspera, 2546 nucleotides. RefSeq names its product interacts with SUPT6H, CTD assembly factor 1 (gene IWS1). Bases 114 to 2294 code for a protein of 726 amino acids. Gene Ontology annotation, cellular component: nucleus. Lineage: Eukaryota; Metazoa; Chordata; Lepidosauria; Squamata; Candoiidae. The record is from RefSeq and is a predicted model, not a curated record. Gene Ontology annotation, biological process: poly(A)+ mRNA export from nucleus. The transcript is spliced from 14 exons.